UGAGGUUAAGAGUAAACAAGAUGCAACACCCAUUAGACAUACCGUCAGCAGACUGCAGGAUUGACGGACUACCAAGACAAUGAAGCUGGUGCUCGUGCUGGUGGUGCUGGUGCAACUUGGGGAAUGUCACGUAACACAAGUGAAGAAUCACGGGACCAACACUCAAGGUGCAGACAAGGCCAUCACCUAUUGUGGAGACAGUUGGUUUUCCCUCGCCAUUGACGGAAACACGAUGAUGUGCUACAACAGGAACGAGUUAUACACGAGCUCGAAGGGUGGUCUUGAUCAAAGUUGGUGGAAACUGGACAUGCAUAAGGAGGUCGACGUCUACGCUGUGAAUAUAACGUUCAAGAACGAUAAUAAAUACAAACACAUAUCUUCUGAAGUCCACAUUGGAAUGUCUUCCGACGACGUGACCAAAUAUGUGAAGUGCAAAACUCUGGAGGAGGCUGCCCCAAACACCGUGGUGACAUUUAACUGUAAAGGAGUGAAGGGACGCUACAUCUUCUUCAAUUUCACAUCCUAUACUCCGUUGAGUUUAUACGAGGUUCAAGUCUCCACUGCUCCCCUCUUGGAAAAUGGAAUGAUCGUGGUGUACGGGGAGGCGAUGCAGUCGAGCACAGCCGGGCCUGACCACAACGCGUCCAAAGCCAUCGACAGUACAAACGGCACCAACUUCUGCAGUGGGAUGUGCAGCGCCACCAGCUACGAGUGGGAGCCCUGGUUCUGCAUCACGCUUGACGACGUGUACACGGUGGAUGCCGUCAGCAUCACCAAUCGAGACGACACGGAGGGCAUUCGUCUCUUUGGAGUGCACAUUAAAGUAGGAGAAUGGUCCAAUCACAGCAAGAAUGCCCUGUGCGCAGGCGACAUCUUCGUGACUCCGGGCCAAUCGGUGCGCUUCCCGUGUCAAUCACAGUUGGGCCGAUACGUCUUCAUCGUCAUCCCUGGGAGGAUGGACUCGCUGAGUCUGUGUCAGGUUAAGCUCGACGUGAGGGCUGAUGGCUCUCAGGUGAACGUGGUUUACUAGGCCGAAUAUUCAUAUAAAAGUGAUUACUGGGCGACAUUACUGGUGCAUCAGGUGUAUACAAUCAUGGUUGACGUUGCCGGGUCUCAGUGAUGCCAAAGAAUAAGGUAAAGUCGUGUCCAGUUGAUGAUAAACUAUAACAAUAAGGUAUUUCGUAAUACAUUUUUGGAUCAGAUUGUGGAAAUAAAAUGUAUGUCGUACACCAUCCUCCAGGGGCCGUCCAUAAAUGACGUCACGCACCUGGGGGGGGGGAGGUCAGACAUUUGUGACGAUGUGUGACG
Petromyzon marinus (sea lamprey) is the source of this 1308-nucleotide messenger RNA. Its product is annotated as fucolectin-3-like. NCBI's taxonomy places the organism in Eukaryota, Metazoa, Chordata, Hyperoartia, Petromyzontiformes, Petromyzontidae. The record is from RefSeq and is a predicted model, not a curated record.